Molecule: messenger RNA, 3099 nt
Organism: Ostrea edulis (European flat oyster)
Lineage: Eukaryota; Metazoa; Mollusca; Bivalvia; Ostreida; Ostreidae
Product: myb-like protein X
Exons: 8
Coding region: 1071-3038 (655 amino acids)
Source: RefSeq, a predicted model, not a curated record
AGUUGCUAAACAGUAGUAUUUUUAUAUUCCUUCUGCAUGACUCAAGAUUAAAUAUAUAACUAGCACUAUAUUCACUCAGUUCCACAUUUUCCACUGUAAAGAAUAAUCAUAUCUAAGAUUGCGGGAAUAAUCAGCUUCCAUUUAUUUAGUGGUUAACAUUAAGGAAGAUGUUUGUACAGCGUUCGGUAGAAAAUAUUACGUCAAUAUAUAAAUCGUUUUAGGAACUGAAUCAUCAAUACAACAAAACUGUCCCUCCCUUCUCUUACACAACUUCACAUAUGUCCAUGACAACGGAGUGAUGACGUCGUGUGAAUCCGUCACUGGUUUGGCAGACGGAUGUCACAGUAGAAGUGAGAUAGCGUUUGAUUUCACCAUAUGCAAUGCAUCAUUUGGGUUCUCUGCCAAUGGUUUGUUUUACUGUGUCCACUCGGAAACAGUCGGUGAUGUUCAGUAUGUUGUCACCAUAAACCCAGAAGCUGUGGACUAUGUCACUACGUUCAAAUUUACUUGCUUUGUGUUGGCACAGAAUGGCUCCUAUAUUUAUAGCAGCGACACCAAAGGAAGCUGCAAGAGAGACCAGUCGCCUUUCUCCAAGGACAGCGAUGGCACUGCUUUUCUGAAGUUGCUAUCGUUCGGUUAAUAAUUGUCUUCUCAUUUUGUAAAUAAUUAAUGAGAAUUGCGAUUUUUAUUGAUAGAUCUCUAGAAUAGAUUGAUUCGGUUAAUUCUUUUAAUUCGGUAACUUUCAAUCAAAUUCCUUUCUGAUUUCCCAAUAGAAAAACAAGCUUGUGUGAAAAUAAGAAAUAUGAUUCAUACUGUUUAAAACAUCAGGAUGAUACUUUGACUAAACAAAGCUAUAAUUUUCAUUUUCAGAAUCGUGUCGUAAGUGUUUUGAAUUUAUUCAUUUAUUUACAAAGUAAUUAUGUACAUCCUGCAUAUUUCUCACUCUUCGACAUACAUACACGUAAUGUCGACCUUUUGUGUAUAUAUAAUUAAAAAGUCGUGUAUUAUUAAAUAUUAUAGCAUUCACUCAGUCCAACAACGAUUCAGGAACUGAUGACGUGAUAAUAGCAAUGGCGAUCAUUGGUGCCGUAAUAGCACUAAUCAUACUAAUAGUUAUUGUCUGCUGUUGUAAAAAGUCAUCGAAAGGGAAAUUGACACUACAAACUAUGACGUCGACAAAUAAGGACGAUGAAAAGCCUUUGAACGAAUUGAUCGAUAGUGAGAAAGUCUCCACAAGUGACGUCACGCCAGAGACAUAUUCCACUGAUAGUACCGCAUCGAGUGCAAAGUUCAAGGGUAUCCACCAAUCAAAAUUAGCUUCCCAAAAAGUAACUUCAAAUUUCAUACAGCCUUUAAAUUCCUCCAAUGAUUUGACAUCUUCUGAAAAGGAGACAGUCAGUAAAUCGUGUAAAAAGACAAAGGACUCUUUUCUAGAAAUGAUUUUAGAAACUGACGAUUCGAAAACAAUUACGAAUGAUAAAACACAAGAGUGUGAUAAUGGCCAGGACAAAGAUAAAUUAACGAUUGAUUAUGAGAAUUACUUAAAAACUUUGAAAAAUGGCACAAAAAGGAAAAACAAAGGAAAAGUAGAUUUUCUUGUGGACAAGGAACAGUUCGGAGAUCAUAGUUUACAGAUGUAUAGAUACCAAAAUGAAGUUCAAAAACAUGAACAAACACGGACCGAUUGCAUGCAAAUGUCUCAUGAAAACCAAACAGCUGAGGACCCAGAAUCAGCGUAUGAGUCCAAUUCUUCAACGGGGAAGAAAAUUACGUCAGAGGUUGAAGAAUUGCCCCAUGACAAAUCAGUAAGUACAAAGUCCUCUGAUGAAAGCGCUAGUAAUAGUAAUCUUAAACGGGAUGAAGUUGUGAAUUCAAAACGCAAUCCAUCACAUAAUAUAAAAGGUGAAGCCAUUAAAAAUGGAUCUACGGUCAACACUAAUGAGAGACAGAGAGAGAAGACUGAAAAGGGAAGGAAGAAUAAACUCUCUAACAAGAAGAAUAAUCAACAACUGAAGGAAGUUUCCUUCGUUCAUAGCGACAAAAUAUCUCAGAUGUCAACUGAAAAUGACCAGGUCAAAAUCGGUGAAAAGAAAGCUCAUACAGAAACACAGAAGGAAGCAGACGGUGAAAAUCAGAAUGCUAUGUCGGGAAAAGAUUCAGUUCUUGAAUCGCUGGUAAAUUCAGAGACACCAAUUACUGGAAUAUCACCUGAUCACACAAAUCUGUACCUGCUGAACGAACUCUCAUCUUCAGGUAUUCAGUCAACGGUAGAUGAAAGAGGAGGGGGAGCAACAAAGAACAAAAAACCUUCUAGAAAGAAUGAAAAGAAACAAAAGGCACAGGAUGGCACUGAAUCUAUUAACGAUAAUGCUGGGAGAAAAGUAAAGAGAGCAAAAGUAAAAAGGAAGCCCAAAAAUAAAGCCGACUCUUUGGAGACAAAAGUGAUAAAGAAACGAAAAUGUAAAGAACAAACCGAAGUUGAUGAUAGUGAAGAAUUGCAAGUUGUAAAUGACAUAGCUAAAAGUGAUCUAUUCAGCACAACAGAAGAUUUUUGUGAAAUCAAUUCAGUCAAUGAAAACCAACCCACAGCUGUUCAAGCAUGGGCGUGUAAUUCAGAAGAAAAGGGAAAGGAUGCCAGCACUCCGUCUGACAAAUUAAUAGACACCGAUCGCAAUUCAACUCAACAUGAAGAUGGAAAAAGUAUACCUGGUAUCCCUGAUAAGUCUGCUGGAAAUAGAAUUGACAAUUUGAACAACUUGAACUUCACGGAAUUAUUGGAAUUAAGACCCGCGAGCUCCCUUGCGCCAGUAUCUACGUUGAUAAGAGAAGAUACCACAUCGUCACUCUUUCAGAAAGAACGAAAGCCACGUGAAAUUGAAAUCAACACUGGUUAUGUUUCACCAACUAUGACAGCACUGAGAGGAUCAGACGAAGCUUCCUCCUUGACGAAGGUGGACGAAUCGCUGCCUCCUUUGCAAGUUUUAGAUCUUGAAUUACAAGCAUCUCCAGGAUCAAUGGGUCAGCGAUACCAUCGAUGAAAAUUACAGUUGUUUGAUGCAUGUUUUAGUCAAUUUCUUCUUGAUUAAAAAAAGGAAUCUC